Acanthochromis polyacanthus (spiny chromis) is the source of this 1554-nucleotide messenger RNA. Its product is annotated as protocadherin gamma-B4-like. Gene Ontology annotation, cellular component: plasma membrane. Bases 213 to 1406 code for a protein of 397 amino acids. The transcript has 2 exons. Gene Ontology annotation, molecular function: calcium ion binding. Gene Ontology annotation, biological process: homophilic cell-cell adhesion. Lineage: Eukaryota; Metazoa; Chordata; Actinopteri; Pomacentridae. The record is from RefSeq and is a predicted model, not a curated record.
UCAUGGUGCCGCUGUUGGCUAACACAAAAGUAACACAGACAUCUCCACCCACUGCAACUGCAUCAAGAUCAGUUGUAUUUUUGUGAAGAUCGCUUGAUUCCACGAAUAUUUUUCAUCGUGUUUGCAGUUGUUUGAUUAUUGAUUCUCGUUUGGAUUACAUUUUGAGUUCUGGACCGUAAUUGGUACAAGACGUCGACGUGUGUUUACCAAGGAUGGGAGACAAAGGAUUUCCAGCGCUUCGUCUGACCCUCUGCUUUCUUUUCUUUAUUGUAACGCUGCACCUCGUUCAUGGAGAUCUGAGUUAUUCUUUUCCAGAGGAGAUGAAAACACAGUCUGUUAUUGGAAAUAUCGCCAAAGAUCUCGGUCUUGAUUUGAGGACAUUAUCAGCUCGAAAGGCCCGUGCUGAUUCUGAGGGGACUCGUAAACGCUACUGUGACAUAAAUCUGAGUACCGGAGAUUUGAUCACAUCAGAGAGAAUUGACAGAGAGAGUCUUUGUGGCAAGAAACCUUCUUGUGUUUUGAAAGUGGACCUGGUUUUAGAAAAUCCUUUGGAGCUUCAUCGUGUCAGUCUUCAUAUCCAAGAUGUGAACGAUAACUCACCAAAAUUCAAAAAAGAUUUGAUUGAAAUGGAAAUAAGCGAGUCAGCAGACAAAGGUAACCGCUUUUCACUUGAGCAGGCCCGUGACGCAGAUAUAGGUCAAAAUGCUGUUCAAAGGUACAACCUUGAGAAGAACGAAUACUUCAUACUGGCAGCUGACAACAAGGCUGAACUGGUACUAGAGAAUACACUUGAUCGAGAAAAGCAAAAAGAGCUGAAUUUGCUUCUCACAGCUCUGGAUGGUGGAUCUCCUCAGAGAUCAGGUACUGUGGUCAUACAUGUCACUGUACUGGAUGCUAAUGAUAACGCCCCAGUGUUCAGCCAGGCCGUUUAUAAAGCCAGUCUGCCUGAAAACUCUGCUCCAGAUACAAUCGUGAUUAAUGUCAAUGCUACUGAUGCAGAUGAGGGAGUGAAUGGAGAUGUGACAUAUGACUUCGGUCACGUGUCUGACGACUAUAUAAAUGUAUAUUCUAUUGAUCCUAAAGCUGGACAGAUUCGAACAACUGGUGUGAUUGAUUUUGAAGAAAUGAAUUCUUUUGAAAUUAUAGUGGAGGCUAAAGAUGGCUUAGGACUAACCUCGUAUGCCAAAGUUAUGAUAGAUAUUACUGAUGUAAAUGAUAAUGCUCCGGUGAUCUAUCUGAAAUCACUGACUAAUCCCAUACCUGAGAACGUGUCACCUGGUACAGAGGUGGGCAUCAUUAACGUUCAGGACAGAGACUCUGAAAUAACGGACAGGUCCGCUGCUUUAUUCAGCAAAAUGUUCCUUUUAAAUUGGUUCCCUCUAUUAAAAACUAUUAUUCUCUGGUGAGCACCGGACAACUGGACCGUGAAGUGGUGUCUGAUUACAACAUUACAAUCAGUGCCACUGACGAGGGCUCUCCUCCUCUGUCCUCUUCUAAAAGUGUUCAGUUAUCUGUAGCUGACAUCAACGACAACCCACCUGUGUUUGAGGAACA